Molecule: messenger RNA, 1425 nt
Organism: Lolium perenne
Lineage: Eukaryota; Viridiplantae; Streptophyta; Magnoliopsida; Poales; Poaceae
Source: RefSeq, a predicted model, not a curated record
AUGGGGGAGAAGUGGAAGGAAGGGGAGGCCACGCUCCUCAGCGCCCUCGCGCUGUCGGCCCCGCGCGCGCAUCUUCCCGGGCCGCACCACCUCCAGCUGAGCCCCGUCCGCCAUCGACGUCAACCCAAUCGCAGAGGGCAUGGCGAGGUGAAGCACCGCUACAGCCCACGCUCCUCCGCGCCCUCCCGCCGCCGGCGACCACGCGCAUCUUCCCGGCAGUUGCUGCUCCAUCUGAUGCUGCUCGCCCCUGCUGGUUCGGCGAGGGGAUGCGGCGGCCGUGGAUCGCGUGGUGGAGACUGGCCUAGGGUUUCUAGGGGAGAGAAAUGGGACUGGGGAUUGGGGGAGAGGAUGGGAUCGGCGAUUGGGUGGGCGGCGGACCCCUAUGCCCAUGAUGACAUGCCCGACCGAAGCUGCCUCUCUCGCAGCGACCGACGAGUGGACCUGAACAAUGGUGGGUCCCACAAGCAGCCUCAGCCGGUCGUGCCCUGCCGCCCGCACGGCCAGGGCAGAGCAGCAGAAAACCUCCACGUCCCGGAGCCGCCGCUCCGGCCUCCAAGCGCAGCAGCAGAGCAGACACCUCAAGUCGACUCGUCGCUCGCCUCGGGGAGCCAGCCAGCACCCCGACCACCAGAGAAGCGGCGCCGCCGCGCCGCCUUCCAUCCACCAAGGCACACCUCUACCAUGGCCGGCAGGUGGCACAACCGCCGGGACGCCGCAAAACUGGGGCCACCACUACGCGACCGCCGCGCCGAGGCGCCCACCUGCUCCAUGGACCUCCACGCAACCACUGCGUCGAGGCACCGCCCGGCCGCCAACCACCCACGCGCAGUCCAGACGCCGCAGACGGCGAGGCGACGACGCGCACCCGGGGCCGCCGCCCCGGCAUCCCCAACUCCGGCAGAGAGCAUGCCAGCACCGGGCACCCCCUCCGCCUCCACCCGACACGAGCAGCAGCGCAGCCCCGUCUGGGCCCGCCAAGGCCCAGAAACGGCCCGGCCUGGGCAAACCGGCGCGCGUCCAGCCGCCGUCGCACCCAGCAGCACGCCCACCGCCGCACGCAGCUUCGCCCGCCGCCGCCGCGCCACCGUGGCCGCCCGGGGCGGCCACCAACAACUGCCAGCAGCGGCCCGCCCCGCCGACAAAAGCUCGCUGCGCGCGCAAGGGAGCGCCGCAGGACCGCCUUCCCGGGGCUGCCGCCCCGGCGUCCGCGCCAGAUCCGGCCACGCCGACCCCAGCCAGCCCCGCAGCUCCCGCCGCCGAGGACCAGAAGACGCCGCCGCCGAGCCGAGCGCCUGCCCCCGCGCCGCGACGCGAGACGAGCUCCCCGCCGCCGCCCACAGCCGCACGAGCUUUGCCCGCCGGAGCGCUCCGGCGGCGGCGAAGGGGAGGGGAGGCGGAGGGGGAGGGGGCGAGCCUGGCGGCUAG